CGGCCUUACCCCUCCCAAAAACCCUACUCUCAACUAAUUCUCUCUCCUCUACUCUCCUCUCCUCUCCUCCUUCUCUUUCUCUCUCUACACGAAAAUGGAGAAUAAAAGUGACCAAGAUAACCAAGAGGAACAAGUCGUGACGCCAUGGGAAGUCGCAGCUGAGAAGGGCGGCAAAAUCGACUACGACAAGCUUAUCGACAAGUUCGGCUGCCAGCGCCUCGACCAGUCCCUCAUCGACCGCGUCGCACGUCUCACCGGCCGCCCGCCCCACGUCUUCCUCCGCCGCGGCGUCUUCUUCGCCCACCGCGACUUCAAUGACGUCCUUGAUGCCUAUGAGAGAGGGGACAAGUUCUAUCUCUACACUGGCCGGGGGCCGUCUUCCGAGGCGCUGCAUUUGGGCCAUCUCGUGCCGUUUAUGUUCACCAAGUAUCUGCAAGAUGCAUUCAAGGUGCCGCUAGUGAUACAACUGACGGAUGAUGAGAAGUGCAUGUGGAAGAAUUUGACGGUGGAGGAGAGUCAGAGGCUUGCGCGUGAAAAUGCAAAAGAUAUAAUUGCUUGUGGAUUUGAUGUUUCAAGGACGUUUAUUUUCUCUGAUUUUGAUUAUGUUGGAGGUUCAUUUUACAAGAACAUGGUCAGGAUUGCAAAAUGCGUGACAUAUAAUAAGGUGGUAGGCAUUUUUGGGUUCAGUGGAGAAGACCACAUAGGAAAAGUCAGCUUUCCUCCUGUUCAGGCAGCUCCAUCCUUCCCAAGUUCUUUUCCACAUCUUUUCUCUGGCAAAGAUAGUCUCCGUUGCUUGAUUCCUUGUGCAAUUGAUCAGGAUCCUUACUUCCGAAUGACACGAGAUGUUGCUCCUCGAUUAGGUUAUCAGAAGCCUGCUCUGAUUGAAUCAUCAUUCUUUCCUGCUCUUCAGGGAGAGACAGGGAAGAUGUCUGCUAGUGAUCCAAAUUCUGCUAUAUAUGUGACUGAUUCUGCUAAGGACAUAAAGAACAAGAUAAACAGAUAUGCUUUCUCUGGUGGGCAAGAUUCUAUAGAGAAUCACCGAAAAUAUGGUGCAAAUCUUGAGGUAGAUAUACCCGUUAAAUAUCUUGGCUUUUUCUUGGAGGAUGAUACUGAGCUUGAACACAUACAAACUGAAUAUGGCGCAGGGCGUAUGCUUACAGGAGAAGUUAAGAAGCGGCUUACUGAAGUUUUGACUGAGCUGGUUGAAAGACAUCGCAGGGCCAGAGCUGCUGUGACUGAUGAGAUGGUUGAUGCAUUUAUGGCGGUAAGGCCACUUCCCAAUAUGUUCAGCUAAACGGCCGUGCUUGUUUAGCCGUGCUUUUUUUGUAUUGGAACUUUCGACAUUUUUAUUGAAGGUGUAUUAUUUUCUUGACAUUCUUUCAAACAUUAGCUAUUCUUCCAAAUCAAGAAACCUUUAAAAAUUAGAUUAGAUUAGCUAAAUAUGCUAUAUAUGUAUAUGUGUGUCAAAUAAAAAAUUCGGUUGUCUUCAAGCAUAAUGCAUAAUUGAUUUACGAAA
Salvia miltiorrhiza (redroot sage) is the source of this 1516-nucleotide messenger RNA. RefSeq names its product tryptophan--tRNA ligase, cytoplasmic. Lineage: Eukaryota; Viridiplantae; Streptophyta; Magnoliopsida; Lamiales; Lamiaceae. Gene Ontology annotation, molecular function: tryptophan-tRNA ligase activity; ATP binding. Gene Ontology annotation, biological process: tryptophanyl-tRNA aminoacylation. The record is from RefSeq and is a predicted model, not a curated record. Gene Ontology annotation, cellular component: cytoplasm.